CCUUUGAAGAUUCUUGAGCUUGAAAUUUCGAACUUUGAAGCUACAAAGAUAGAAAGAGGGAGAAAGUGGGUAGAACCAAAGCUCCCAAAUCUAGUUAAAGUUUUAGUUUUUGGUAUCGGAAUUUGUUCUUUAUUUUUUUGGGUCAUUUGUGAGAAAAGAAAAUGAACAAUGGUCAUCAUCAAGAAGCCAUCAACAAAUUUCUGUCUUUAAUGGAAAAUGUUGACGAGAAGAUGAAGAACACGUUUCAGAAUAUGCAUCAUGGAUAUCCAACUGAAACAUUAGUCCGGUUUCUCAAGGCGAGAGAUUGGAAUGUUCAGAAAGCUCAUAAAAUGUUAAUUGAUUGCUUACAAUGGCGACUACAGAAUGAGAUUGACAACAUAUUAUCGAAACCAAUUAUCCCCGUUGACUUAUAUAGAGCGGUGCGAGAUUCUCAACUAGUAGGAGUGUCGGGUUACUCAAAGGAGGGUCAUCCUGUCAUUGCCAUUGGUAUUGGGCUUAGCACAUACGAUAAAGCUUCCGUGAAUUACUAUGUACAAUCACACAUUCAAAUGAAUGAAUAUAGAGAUCGUGUAGUAUUGCCUACGGCCACAGAAAAGUAUGGACGACAUAUUAGCACUUGUUUGAAAAUCUUGGAUAUGACUGGCUUGAAACUUUCGGCGUUGAACCAAAUAAAGCUAUUGAGUACUAUAGCUACCAUUGACGACUUGAAUUAUCCCGAGAAGACAGGGACGUAUUAUAUUGUCAAUGCGCCAUACAUAUUUUCGGCGUGUUGGAAGGCUGUAAAACCUCUUUUGCAAGAAAGGACGAAGCGGAAAAUUCAAGUGCUUCAAGGUUGUGGAAGGGAUGAGUUACUCAAAAUAAUGGAUUAUUCAUCUCUCCCACAUUUUUGUCGAAAGGAAGGAUCGGGAUCGGGGUCGGGGUCAUCACGUAACAGCAGCAAUGGAACAGUAGAUAAUUGUUUCUCAUUAGACCAUACCUUCCAUCAACAACUUUAUAAUUACAUAAAGCAGCAAUCAACACUUAUAGAGGCUAGUUUGCCGAUCAGACAGGGAUCAGUUCAUGUAAAGUUUCCGAAGCCGGGGCUAGAAGAUACUGAAAUCGUAAAAACCAUUCAAACCGAGCUUGAUAGGUUUGCAGAUCAGAAUGCUGUAUGCAACUCUAUGAAUGUGGUUAAGGUAAAUGGCGAUUAAAUUCUUUUGUACCAAAUAUGUCAAAAUGGCUCAUCAAUAACUACUUUAGAAUGAGAUGACGCCUUCUAUUUCAGUUAUCAAAUGUAAUGCCACAGCUUUCUUGCAUCAGCUCGAUGCAGGCUGUGUACCCAACUGAACCGAUAUGGCACCUUAAGCUCUAUAAUAAUAAUAAAAUAACAUUUUUUUUGUCA
Messenger RNA from Gossypium raimondii (Peruvian cotton), 1381 nucleotides. Its product is annotated as SEC14 cytosolic factor. The record is from RefSeq and is a predicted model, not a curated record. NCBI's taxonomy places the organism in Eukaryota, Viridiplantae, Streptophyta, Magnoliopsida, Malvales, Malvaceae. The transcript is spliced from 11 exons. Bases 162 to 1190 code for a protein of 342 amino acids.